ACUUCACUCUGCUCACCAAAGUCUGCAGCUUCUCUGUUACACGAUUACACAACACAAACUCAACUUUCUUCCUUACUCGCGAGUCACUGAACACUGCACUCAACCAAUCCAAAACACUCUCCAAACAAAACCCCACACCAUUCCCUUCUUCACAACGAAUCUCCAAUUCCCAUUUUUCUAUCCACUCCUUCCAAUUUCCUUCGUCAACCCAAGCCACUGCUUCCACCGUUUCAACGCAAAAUUCAAGCAUUCUUGAAGAGCCCUUCCGAUGCGCCUCACCGGACCCAUUGAUCCAUGAAUCGUAAAAUGGAGGCUGAAAACCCCGCAAGGUCGACGGGGUUAAAGUACGCAUCCAUAAACCCUAACAAACCUCAACCAUCCCCAAUUCCCAAACCCAACCAAUUUCCCUCCCACCUCGACGCGCCCAACGUCUCGUCUUCCGCUCGUGCCCUUUGUGACAUCCUCACACGCGCCUCCCCUCACGACAUCGAAACCGCCCUCUCCUCCUCGGGAAUCGAUCCCGAGGAGGACCUCGUCAAAGAGGUCCUCAAACUCUCUUACAACUACCCUUCCUCCGCCGUCAAGUUCUUCCGGUGGGCCGGGCGAGGCAAAAAGCACCCGGCUCAUACCUGGAACUUGAUGGUCGACCUGCUGGGUAAAAACCAGCUUUUCGAGCCCAUGUGGGAUGCCGUCAGGUCUAUGAAACAGGAAGAGAAACUUUCUCUCUCCACCUUCGCUUCCGUCUUCCAUAGCUACUCCGCAGCCGGUAGGUUUAACGAGGCCGUCAUGAGCUUCGACGUCAUGGACAGGUACGGCGUCAAGCAGGACGUGGUGGCCGUUAACUCGCUCCUCAGCGCCAUUUGCUGCGAGGACAACCAAACAUCCGUGGGCGUCGAGUUUCUCGAGAGCAUCAAGGCGAAGGUGUCGCCUGACGGCGACACCUUUGCCAUUCUUCUCGAAGGGUGGCAAAAGGAAGGCAAUGCUGCUAAAGCUAAGAUCACGUUUGGUGAUAUGGUGGCUCAAAUUGGCUGGAACAAGGACAAUGUUGCUGCCUACGACGCGUUUUUGAUGACCCUCUUUAGCGCUGACCUCAUGGAUGAUGUUGUCAGGUUCCUUCAGGCUAUGAAGGACCAUGGUUGCUUCCCAGGUUUGAAAUUCUUUACCAACGCGCUUGACGCUCUUGUCAAGCGAAACGACGCCCAUCACGCUAUCCCUAUGUGGGAUGUGAUGGUCAGUGGCGAGUUAGUGCCUAAUUUGAUCAUGUAUAAUGCCAUGAUUGGGUUGCUCUGCAACAAUGUUGCUAUUGAUCACGCCAUUCGCCUGCUCGAUGAGAUGGCUUUCCAUGGCGCUUUUCCGGACUCCCUUACCUACAACAUGAUCUUUGAGUGCUUGGUGAAGAACAAGAAGGCGCGUGAGACGGGGAGGUUCUUCGCCGAGAUGAUCAAGAAUGAGUGGCCCCCUACCGGCCCUAACUGCGCUGCCGCCAUUGCAAUGUUGUUUGAAUGUGAUGAUCCCGAAGCAGCGCAUGAAAUUUGGAGUUAUGUUGUUGAGAAUCGUGUCAAGCCGCUUGAUGAGAGUGCGAAUGCCAUGCUAGUUGGACUUUGUAACUUGAGUAGAUUCUCGGAGGUUAAGAGGUUGGCUGAGGAUGUGCUUUAUAGAAGGAUCAAGGUGUAUGAAUCUACAAUGACUUUCCUGAAGGAUGCCUUCUAUAAAGAAGGAGGGCAGUUUUCGUGGGCUUUCAUGAAAGUUGCGCAUGCUUGCUUAGAGCAAACCUGCAGAUUAAGUUUCCUUACGUGGACAUUUAUCAUCAGUGCUUUGAUGCAAGGGACUCGGCGUAUACUCUAUUAGAUUUUUGUGCAUAUGUUAUUGAUAGCAUUGCCUUGUUGGUGUAAGUGGGGAUUCAUGGUACUAGAAUUGUGGUCGCAAGAUCAAAGUUUUCAUGGUUUCUACAACUGUGUCGACAACCGGAAUCUAAAACACUCGGACCACAAAGACCCGAAGUGGAGAGAGUUGAAUGAUAAAAUUAUCUUAGGGGUGGUAUGGGCCAUUACGACGGUUUUCAUUUUUUAUUUUUUUCUUGGCUGUUUCAUGCAAUUAAAUUGUUUCAAAUAUGAUUUUUUAAAAGAAUUCUCUGAACAUUGUUAGUUGGUCAUGGGGUUUUCUACUUUUGAGGCCGCUUGAUUGACAAUUCCAAAGAGAUACACCUUGCUCAACUAUUCUUUUUACAGUAUGUGCAUCAUUGAAGGAUUUUCUGUAGUCAUGUGAUAGUUAACUAUUGGGUAUGUUUAUUUGGAUCAUAAUCUGCCUCGUUCCCGCCUCCCCUGGGGCUCUCAUUCACAGAAUCUAGGUACUUCUGAAUCAAAAUUCAUGGAUUAUUCCCUCACUCGUCCUCUUUUGCUAUUUCUCAUUCCUUGUUCUAGCGAUGGCUUGAUCAUCAAAGAACCCAGGGAAAGCUCUGUUCUUCCUUUUAAUUAAUAUGUUCAUCCUUUUUAUUCUAGGUUUUGAGGAAUGAGAUUGUAUUCUAUGCCAAUGAGGUGACAAGAUUGUGGAUCUUCAUAGAGGGAUAUUGUGCAUAUUGCUGAGUGCUAACAUCCUAUAUUCAUUUUUUAGUCCA
Molecule: messenger RNA, 2614 nt
Organism: Vigna umbellata (rice bean)
Lineage: Eukaryota; Viridiplantae; Streptophyta; Magnoliopsida; Fabales; Fabaceae
Product: pentatricopeptide repeat-containing protein At5g15010, mitochondrial-like
Molecular function (GO): protein binding
Source: RefSeq, a predicted model, not a curated record